Thelazia callipaeda (thelaziosis nematode) is the source of this 927-nucleotide messenger RNA. NCBI's taxonomy places the organism in Eukaryota, Metazoa, Nematoda, Chromadorea, Rhabditida, Thelaziidae. The record is from the annotation of a GenBank genome assembly.
AUGGUAAUUCAAUUGCUAGUUGGUAGCAAAAAUUUACACAUUAGUGGUAGCGAUCGUUUGAAAAGAUUUACGAACAAGCGUCGUUUUACCAGAAGCAGACCGAGACAUACCAGAACUGAUACACGACACUCUUCAACAUUUCCUCUCGAUGAAGACAGUAUCGAAUAUAGCACUGAAGAGGAAGACGACAUUACAUCCACAAUUACUAGUGGAGAAGUAUUAGCACCAGAAAAUAACAGUAACACUGGUGAUAAAAAUGUUUCGGUCAAAAAUUCAAAAACUGAUGAUGCAAGAAAAUCUGUUGAAUGGAAUAGUGAUGUCAACAUUCACCAAGGCAGGUGUUGUAGUUGUAGCAUUGGACCCGCUGGACCACAAGGACCUCCGGGAAAGAAUGGAAAAAAUGGCGUUGAUGGUUUACCUGGAUUAGAUGGGUUACCAGGUAAGCAUAGUGAUGAAACUGUGGUGACAGAAGCUGAAGAUUACUGCUUUGAAUGUCCUCCUGGUCCACCGGGACCAGCUGGGCCUGAAGGACCAAAAGGAUUACCAGGAGUUGCUGGAACUCAAGGAGCAGAUGCAAUAGUUGAACCAGGACCACCAGGACUACCUGGACUACCUGGACUUCCCGGGCCACCAGGGCCACCAGGACCACCAGGACCUAAAGGUUUACCUGGCACUCUUACUGAAGUGCCAGGACCACAAGGUUUACCAGGUCUUCCAGGACGACCUGGACCACCUGGUUUUCCAGGGCAACCAGGUUUAAGUGGAAAACCUGGUCCUGUCGGUCCAUUAGGACCACCAGGUGAUCCUGGAGUGCAAGGUGCCCCAGGAGCAGAUGGCUUACCUGGUGAACCAGGAGAAUUUGGUUCUGAGGGUAGUCCUGGCACAUGUGAUCAUUGUCCACCACCACGAACAGCGCCUGGUUAUUAA